GAUGUAUUACGCAUCCAAGGACAGUUGUGUUACGAUAAGCUAGCGUGCUCAAGUAGCAUCAAUUUUUUGCCAUUGCGAGUCCAAGUGCAUUCCUUCUUUUUUCCCUUGCUGUCUGUUAUUAAAUUCAAGGUAGAAAGAACACAGCUGGUAUUAAUCGAUACCAGUCGGUGCCGGACAUCGCGAUCUAACGUUCGGUAUUUCAAAUUGGAUUUGAUAACGAAUCAAGAGGUGUGAGUGCGUGUGUGAAUCGGCGCCGAAAUUUUCAAAUUCGCUGGAAGAAAGGACAAAUUAGUACCAUGAAGUACAUCGCGGCGCUCGACGUCGGCACCACCACGGUACGCUUCCACAUUCUGGACGAGAAAGCGGUCACGGUAGCUUCCUCGGCGGAGAAGAUAAAACUGAUUUAUCCAGAGCCUGGAUUUGUGGAGAUAGAUCCGGAUCAUUUAUGGGAGAUUAUAGUAAAAGUAAUCAAGGAUACAUUGAAAAACAGCGAGAUCGAUCCAAAGUCCAUCGUUUGCUUUGGAAUCUCGUCGCAACGAGCCAGCUUUAUUACCUGGGAUUUGAAGACUGGGAGGCACUAUCACAGAUUUAUAACAUGGAAGGAUCAACGUGCGGCUUCUCUGGUCGAUGAAUGGAAUCAGUCGAUGACGAUGGCAGGAUUGCGAACAGCCUCUCGUAUUUUGUACACUCUUACGAAAAGCAAACGCUUUAUGGCCGGUAGCGUGUUUAAGUUUAUGAAUAUGCAGGUUACCUUGAAAUUAGUAUGGGUUCUCCAAAAUAUACCAGGUUUUCGAGAAGCAGCAUCUAACGGAGAAGCGGCAUUUGGAGGCAUAGAUUGCUGGCUUUUAUACAAAUUAACAGGAAAGCAUGUAAUGGAUGUUUCAUGUGCCUCAGCCACUGGUAUAUUCGACCCAUUUACAAUGGAAUGGGCUAAUUGGGUGUUAAAUAUUUUAAAAUUACCACGCAAUAUUCUUCCUGAAGUAGUCGAUACAGUGGGCAACUUUGGAACUAUACCCGAAAGCGUGUUCGGGGCUGAAAUUCCCAUUUAUUGCUCAAUGGCCGAUCAAGCAGCAUCCUUAUUUGGUUCAGGAUGCUUCAAGACUAGUGAUCUUAAAGUUACUAUGGGGACAGGUACUUUUGUGAAUGUUAACAUGGGAGCGGAAGCACACGCAUCAGUUGCUGGACUUUAUCCAGUUGUUGGAUGGCGAAUCGGAAAAGAACUAAUAUAUGUUGCAGAAGGAUCUUCAAGCGACACCGGUAUAUUAAUCGAAUGGGCUAAGUCAAUAGGAAUUGUGAGUGACGCUAUGGAAACAGCUGGUAUGGCAAACUCAGUCAAUGACACUGAUGGGGUAUAUUUCGUCCCGGCAUUCAGCGGACUACAAGCGCCUAUAAAUGAUUAUACAGCUGCAACUGGUUUCUUAGGAGUAAAGCCCACUACGAAAAAAGAGCACAUCAUUCGAUCUUUAUUAGAGAGUCUCGUUUUUAGGAUACAGCUACUUUACGAAUGUUUGUGCAAGGAAACUUCUUUCACAUACCAAAAAAUAAAAGUCGACGGUGGAGUUUCCAAAAAUGAUUUUAUUAUGCAAUCGUUGGCUGACUUAACGGGGUUGGAAGUGGAACGUCCGGUAUCUGUUGAGAUGUCCAUUUUAGGGGUAGCAUUUCUAGCUGGUUUACAAUGCGGAUUGUGGAAGAGCAGAGAAGAAGUAUCGAUGCUACGUCAAGUAGAUAGGAUAUUUAAGCCAAACAAAGAAUCGCAAUCAUCUUAUCAGCAUGCGUUUAGCCAAUGGAAACGCGCAAUGGAGCGCUUCAAAAAUUGGUACUGACAAUACUUUCUGAAUCAAAAACAUAUUUUUUACGAAUAUAUUAAGAAUUUAUGAUAAUAUGAAAGCAUGUACAAUGUAUUUAUACCAUUCAACAUCACAAUGUUGAUUAAUACAUAUUAAGUAUAAAUAUAUUUGUAAUUAAUUAAA
Molecule: messenger RNA, 1970 nt
Organism: Formica exsecta
Lineage: Eukaryota; Metazoa; Arthropoda; Insecta; Hymenoptera; Formicidae
Product: putative glycerol kinase 5
Exons: 12
Coding region: 297-1823 (508 amino acids)
Biological process (GO): glycerol-3-phosphate biosynthetic process; triglyceride metabolic process; glycerol metabolic process
Cellular component (GO): mitochondrion
Molecular function (GO): glycerol kinase activity
Source: RefSeq, a predicted model, not a curated record